Tripterygium wilfordii is the source of this 2281-nucleotide messenger RNA. RefSeq lists its product as uncharacterized. Lineage: Eukaryota; Viridiplantae; Streptophyta; Magnoliopsida; Celastrales; Celastraceae. The record is from RefSeq and is a predicted model, not a curated record. The coding region runs from base 367 to 2082 and encodes 571 amino acids. The transcript has 12 exons.
UGAGAGGUCGUGGAGUACAGGAUUUGAGGUUGCUGCUAUAGUACGCCAGUGUGCGCAUUUGGCCCCUCCCUAAAAGCACGCCAUUUUUACUUGACCUUUCACUGUUGAAGUACACAGAGUGAGAGGUUGCUCUGUGUCUUUCCCUCGUUAAAUAAACUUCCAGCGAAGCACAAGAAGAAAUGUAUAUUUACAUCACUUGCACUUUGUCUCUUAUAUACAUAUAAGAGAGAGAAAUCAGUUUGGCAUCGAGAGAUGAACAAAAGCGGCAAUUGGAAGGAAUGCUCCAUUAAUUCGGCGGCAGUAGAGUUUCUUGGGUUUCUGAAGGAAUGAACUCUAUGUAGGAGGGAAAAACAGAUUUGGAGAAAGAUGAGUAAUAGAGUCAAGACUACGCUGCAGUCUACGAAAGCUCCAGCCAUGAGAGAAAAAGAGAAGUUGGAAAUGCAGCGAAGCAAGCUGAAGGAUGCCACAAAAGCAAAGACAACUCUGCAAAGAUCGAGCAAAGAGCGGAAAUUGGCUUUGCAGAAAGAUGUUGAUAAGCUAAAGAACAAACUUAGACAUGAAGAGAAUGUCCACAGAGCUCUGGAAAGGGCUUUUACUAGACCUUUGGGAGCUUUACCUCGCCUCCCUCCGUAUCUUCCUCCUUCUACUCUAGCACUUCUUGCUGAAGUGGCUGUUUUGGAAGAGGAGGUUGUUCGGCUUGAGGAACAGGUUGUUCAUUGUAGGCAGGACUUGUAUCAGGAAGCUGUAUACAUAUCAUCCUCCAAAAGUAACAUGGAAAAUUUAGUGGAUUUGUGUCGUCCAUACCCAAAUAAGAAUAUGAAACCUGAGGAAUCCAAGGCCAUAGCUAGAAAUAUGGUUGAAUAUGCAGCAUCCACGACAAGGCAUUUGCCGUCUCUUUCUGAUGAUGUUCGUGGGAAAGAGAACCAAUCUUGUUGUAAUUCUACAAAGAACAGUCAGGAAUCCUUAAUCUGCAGAGCCCAAACAGCAAAAACUCCAGUGAAGAAACCUCCCAUUGAUGAUAAACCACUUGAAAAGCAUACAGAUCCUCAGAAAUUACGGCUAGAAACUAGAGUAACAGACAAAGAUAAUGCAGAAGCCAUAAAUCAUAGUAAUCAUGAUGAAAGAUUAUCAGGAGACGACAGCCCAAACAAAAUUUCUGAGAAUAUUGUGAAAUGCCUUUCAAAAAUCUUCUUAAGAAUGAGUCCAGCAAAGAAUGGAAGCAUUGCAGAAAAUUUAGCUUUCUUAUCAUCAUCCUUGUCUCAAGCAAGCUGUGAAGAAAUUGAGCAUCGUGAUCCUUAUGGUAUCUGCUCAAAGUUUGGACAAAGAGAUAUUGGCCCAUACAAAAAAAUUUGUGCAGUUGAAGGUGGCUCGAUAAAUCCGAACCGGACAUCAAAUUCUUUGUUCCUAAGGCGUAGACUGAAGCUCCUCCUUGAGAAACUUGCAUUGGUCGACUUACAGAACCUCACUCAUCAAGAGAAGCUUGCAUUCUGGAUUAACGUCUACAAUUCUUGUAUGAUGAAUGCAUUCCUAGAACAUGGAAUACCAGAGAGUCCAGAGAUGAUUGUUUUACUAAUGAGAAAGGCAACAAUAAAUGUUGGAGGACACUUGUUAAAUGCGAUAACUAUUGAGCAUUUCAUCCUCAGACUGCCUUAUCAUGUGAAAUAUACCUUUGCAAAGGGCGCGAAGAACGAUGAAAUGACUGCAAGGAGUGUAUUUGGACUGGAGCUAUCCGAACCAUUGGUAACAUUUGCCCUCUCUUGCGGAAGCUGGUCCUCCCCUGCUGUGAGAGUAUACACUGCAUCUGAGGUUGAGAAUCAACUAGAAACUGCCAAGAGGGACUACUUACAGGCCGCAGUUGGAAUUUCAUCGAGGACGUUUGCAAUCCCAAAGCUGUUGGAUUGGUAUUUACCCGACUUUGCAAAGGACCUGGAAUCAUUACUUGACUGGAUCUCCCUUCAAUUACCAAGCAAUAUUGGAAAAGAAGCAAUUAAGUGCCUGGAGAGAGGGAAGAGUGAGCCUGAUUCACAGUUUGUCCAAGUGGCACCAUAUAGCUUCAGUUUUAGGUAUCUUUUAUGCAUAUGAAUACAUUCUGCUUCAUUGGAAUUUUUGGCCUAUAUAUAUAUAUAUAUUUAUUUGUACAUACAUAUAUCAACCAUGAAGGUAUAAUUUGGUGGUUUUCUUGUAAGUAGAUGUAAGGCCAUGCUCUUUAAUGUUAAUAAACCUGCAUGCUCUUCUGCUUGGAAGGAGCUGCUUUACAAAUAAGAUGUGAUUAGUUGCUGCA